ACUGAUUAACAAAACAUUCAAAAUGUUUUCAAAGAUUUUUGCUUUCACUGUCAUUGUGGCCACCGCCGUUGCUGUUCCAAUCGAACAUGAAGCCACCUCAUACUCAAGCUAUAACCAAAACUACAACAACGUCCAACAUAUCCAGGCUUCACCCGCUUUUGCAAAACUAACUCAAGCUUACUCCGCUCCAGCGUAUUCUAAGUCUGCUUAUGCAAAACUGGCGUUACCUGUUGCUCCCGUUGUUUCAUAUGCUGCCCCAGUAGCCAAAGUUGUUGCCCCAAUCACUAAAGUUACCGCCCCUGCGCCUCACUACGCAUCGGCUCCAGCUUACAAGGAAGAAUACGCACCAGCUCAAUACGAAUUCGCGUAUGGAAUCCAAGAUGCCCACACUGGUGACUUCCACUCCCAACAGGAACAACGUGAUGGUGACCACGUGGUGGGACAGUACUCUCUUCAUGAAGCUGAUGGAACCGUACGCGUAGUCAAGUAUUCCGAUGAUGGGCAUGGCUUCAACGCAAUCGUAGAAAGAUCGGGAAGCCCCACUGAGGCUCCAGUAGCGUACAAGAAGCUUGUAGUACCCGUAGCAAAAGCUUUAGUGGCCGCUCCACAGUACCACCAUUAA
Messenger RNA from Cylas formicarius (sweet potato weevil), 622 nucleotides. Its product is annotated as cuticle protein 7-like. The record is from RefSeq and is a predicted model, not a curated record. Gene Ontology annotation, cellular component: extracellular matrix. Lineage: Eukaryota; Metazoa; Arthropoda; Insecta; Coleoptera; Brentidae. The transcript is spliced from 2 exons. The coding region runs from base 23 to 622 and encodes 199 amino acids.